Messenger RNA from Apus apus (common swift), 2118 nucleotides. RefSeq lists its product as uncharacterized. The transcript has 6 exons. Bases 930 to 1703 code for a protein of 257 amino acids. The record is from RefSeq and is a predicted model, not a curated record. Lineage: Eukaryota; Metazoa; Chordata; Aves; Apodiformes; Apodidae.
AGGAAGCAAUCCCCAUCCAGCACGAGUUCAGGAUAUUUUUAAACAUGCAUAUGUAAGCCCGAGUGAAAUGUGAGCACAAGUUUCGCUACCGACAUGUAAUGAGUCAGACUUCAGUGUCAAAAAAGGGGAAUAAAAAGCCUCUUAGCAAAGACACGGCACCAGUGACGGGGCUGGGGCAGGAGCGGGAGCGCUGCCCCCUCCUCCUGCAGCUAAAUCCUGUGCAAACACAGGGAAUGGUUUUCCAGCAUCUCUCAGGCAGCAGGUUUGUUCUGGCAGCUCCAGGACACUCCGGGCGUGGGGACAGCCCCUGGCAAGGCUUUGCAUCAGGAAUGCAGUAAAUCACCUGGGGAAAGGAUGCCCAUAGGCUUUUCCCUCCGAUUUCUGGGUUUAUUCGUGAUCUCCACAAGAUUUUCGUUUUGUUUCCCGUUCCUUCCCACAUCUCUGCAGCCUUUGGGUGGGUCUGUCAGGGCCUUGCCCUUUAAGGCAGCUCCAGGUGAAGAGGAUUUAAAGGUCAUUAGGCAACAAAAGGGAAGGCUCUUCCUCCCAGUCUGUCGACCGCUUGUGGGCUCAAAGGGAAGAGAAAGGGCUUGUGGUGUUUUUCUGUGCACAAAGUGGGUGGAAAAGACGUUUGCUGGAGCUGGAGAUGUGUUCUGGGAAAAGCGCAGCCCCGAGGGGCUGGUGGCUCCGGCCGGGACCCCCUGCUCCUCCCUGGCAGCAGCACAGGAAGAGCGGAGCCCGGGGCUGCUGUGCUCGCAAAUAAACCCUGCGGCGAGGAGGGGGCUGAGACAGCCACGACUUCCUCCCCCGCUCGGAGAUGCUCGCUGGCCGCCGCGGCGCCCGUUCUGCCCCGUCCCACUCGUGUUGGAGGCCCAGGGACCCUCCGGCUCCCGCUCUGCUCCCGAGGCCGAGCUCCCCGGCAUCCGGAGGAGAUGUCCCCCAGCUGCAGCCUCUGCUCCCUCCUGCUGCUCCUCGGGGGAAGCCUGGCCCUCCUGGUCAAAAUCCAUCAGGAUUGCAUCGACGGCACCGUGGGCCAGUCCGUGCUCCUGCCUGUCUCCUACAGUCUUGAUAGCGUCCCCGACUCGCCGGUGUCGGUUGACUGGCGCUUCAGUAACUGCUCGGACAAGAUGGUCACCUGCCAGCUGCAGGACUGCUCCCUGGGGGCCGCGGGGGCCCCCAACAGCUGCUCCACAAACUGCUUCACCCACGCCACGUCCCGUGGCCGCGCUCAGCUCUUCCCCCGGAACGGGUCACUGCUGCUGCGGGACCUGCAGCUCAGGGACAGCGGGAUUUAUUUUGUCACCUUCCGACCCUGGCAGCGGACCUGGAACAUCACCCUGGCCGUGCACGAGCAGCGUGUCCCCCCUGCGCGUCCCGGAGCAACAGAGCAGGGCCACAUCCACUACUCCAUAAUUGGGAUUUGCUCCUCAGUCCCCCUCCUCCUGCUAGUCCUGCUCUUCUGCUGCCUGUGGCGCUGUGGCACAGCUCGGCAGCAGAAAAGGAUAAUAAUUGAACAGCAGGUCUCAGGAAGGGAGGAGCCCCACAUGGAAAGUGUGCUGGUGAGGGACAUGACAACUGUUUAUGCCAGAGUUGGGGACAGCUUUGAACAGCCCCAGCAGAGUCCAGCCCAAAUGGUCAUGUACAAAUCUGUAAUGAGUCCUGGUCCAACAGGGCCAGACGAGGGGCUCUACCACCUCCAGGUCUGACUGUGGGAGCUCAAGCAGGGGCUUUGCAGAGGGUUCCUCAAAGCCAAGAGACAGUUUAUCACUGAUGCUGCUCCCUCCAGUAUCUCCAUGCCCUGAGCCUGGGCUGGGAAGGGCUUGGAGCAACAGAGCACAGAAACCCCUCAGGUUGCCUCAACCUGCAGUCCUUCUUGAGCCUGAGGGAUGAGCAGGGUUCACUUUCUCCUUGAGGCUUCCUGAGAGCCUGAAGAUAUGGGGUAAGAGAGACUGCAAAGGCAAAGAUAACUCAAUAGUUCCUCUGUGGGAAACUUGCUUCCAUGGGCUCACCUCAACUCCAGGGGUGGUGGAGAGCAUUGAACAGAUCCUAAUCGUGUGUCCCGUCUUCACUGCCAAGUCUUGUCAUAUUAAAAGAAUAUAUGAAGAUCCUUUGACCUGAAAA